Pieris macdunnoughi is the source of this 1038-nucleotide messenger RNA. The record is from the annotation of a GenBank genome assembly. Lineage: Eukaryota; Metazoa; Arthropoda; Insecta; Lepidoptera; Pieridae.
AUGUUACCUACAUACAAGAAUAUUUUGACGAUCCUGAUUUUCUGUAUAAGCAUCAAAUAUAAUCCCAUUGCAAUACAAGACCAGACAAGUACGCGGGCGAACACAUUGUUGGAUGACGCAGACGACAUACAGAAACAGUUGGACAAUGAAGCGCGCGACAGAAUGUUAAAACCGACAACAGUGUGGGUGUUUCGUCUUCCCACGCAGACACCGGAACUCAACAUGGCGCUAGUAAAAAAAAGAUUGCUUAGACAGUUUAAAAGAUGCAGGAAUUCCAAAUUGCAGAAAAACGAUGCUGUUGGUUGGGACUAUAAAAAUCAAAUGAAAUGGUAUUUAGAUUAUCCUGAGUGUGGUGGCCAUUCGCAGUCGCCAAUAGAUAUUCCUAAUGGUUUGAUCAAGACAAAAGCGGGUCGGAAAAUGAUAUUUGCUAAUUACAAUAAACAUCCGGAAGCAUUAUAUCUGGAUAAUGAUGGAAAUCGAGUUCGUUUAUUCGGAGAUUGGAGUAGGAAAGACAGACCGAUGAUAUACGGAGGUGGAGCUCACAAUCGACGAUAUGUUUUCCAUUCAAUUACACUUCACUGGCCGUCUGAACACUCAGUGGGUGGUCUUCAAUACCCACUUGAAAGCCAAGUGCUGCAUGUGUCGGCGGAUUAUGAUACAUUUGAUGACGCUAUUAACGUUUCAAAGAAGGAUCGGCUCGCUUUUCUUAGCAUCGUCAAUUUGUAUAUGUACAGAAAUUACACUCACUGCAGCGUUGGAAGCAUAUUGAGUAACGCAAAAAAAGGAAUAAACUCGACCAUUACUUCGCAACCUUUGAGUCAUUUCAAUCCUCCCUUGAAAUAUUAUGCCAGUUAUCACGGCUCUUUGACAGUGCCACCGUGUACAGAGGCUGUACUUUGGCUUAUUAGAGAUCAAACAUUGCCUAUAACAAGGGAAGCAGCGAAAGCGCUUAAGUCUCUACUUAUUGAGGACUUCCAAGGAAGCCUUCGUCGUGAAAUACAACCGCUCAACGAUAGAAGAAUAUAUCUUUUCAAAUGA